AGAGUGAAAAACUCGGACUUCGCCCCCCCCCCCGCCUCUGAACCGGUUCGCGACACAUGGGGAUCAUCGCCGAUUCACAGAACAAGAAGAAACCUUCUUCUUCUUCCACUUCUCCCUGUGCAAAACUCAGAGACGCCUACCACAAUUGCUUCACCAGAUGGUACUCGGAGAAGUUUGUGAAGAGCCAAUGGGACAAGGAGGAUUGCGUUUCAGAAUGGCAGAAAUACAAGGCCUGCCUCGCCGAACAUUUGGAAGAUAAGCAGCUGAGUCGCUUCUUAGAGGCUGAAGGCAAUGUGAACUCCACCACCGCUGACGGUGGCUAACGAAAACCGGCAGCGGCGGAGAUGGAAAUGAACAACCAUCGACUCUUCUCCUUGGUUGUACGCGAACAGAGCUUUGGCUGCUUCAUUGCUUCGUACGCAAACAGAGCUUUGGCAUUGCCACCGAAAUGAAGAAUGUAGGCCAAUAUACUGUCCAUUUCACGGCUGAAUCCAUGAUUGAUUUUAUGGAGCAGGAAGCCUCUGUUUCAAACGUGCUGAUAUCACCGAUGACAUCUCUACAUUCUGCAGCUCUAGAUCCGUACACACCGUAACAAAAAUAACUUGAAUCAAUAUCGCGGCACAUAGUCCAGCAACUCAAUCUGGUAAAGAAUUAAUCGCUUACGCACAGGCAUUGCUUCUCUAUGGAAGCUUUUUGUGUCGUCGAGCUGCAGAUCCCGGUAACUUUGCAGUUGCUUUAUCUCUGUGCAAUGCACAAUGACAAAGAUUCCCAGCCACACCCAACAUCAAGAACAGUGUGACCAUCUUUUAUCCGUGACCUUUCACAGUAGAGCUCCAACACUGCUUUGAGUUCUCACGCAAGUGUGAAUCCUGGAAAACAUUUAAAGUGUUGUCUGCAAGAAUCCUAUGAUUGGUGCUUCUUGUAAUAAGCAAUUCAAGUUCUUUUAGAAUCCAAAAAUAUUUCAAUAGCGUUUUCAGUCAUGAUCACGGCUAUCUUAUAUUUACAUGGUUUUGACGGAAAGAUAACUAGAAAGUCCAACUUUUGAGCUCAUCUAUGCCCACCAAGGUGGACCGGACCCAAGUAGAAAUAAAGGCCGAAGUAUGAUUUUGGUCAUCUAGUAAUUUAAGUUAUGUACUUUUAUUAGUUGACGUAAUCAAGGAUAAUGUCUUGGUCUAUUUGGUAUUUUAACAUCCUUAAAAAGAUUGAUUCAUGCAAGUGGCUUUCUACUGCAAUGGUAUAGAAGAUGUUGUUCUUACACCACGGCGAGGAUUCAAACCCCUAAUUUCUUCCUUAAUCUAACAAAUCUAUCUUU
This is a messenger RNA of Pyrus x bretschneideri (Chinese white pear), 1312 nucleotides long. RefSeq lists its product as uncharacterized. NCBI's taxonomy places the organism in Eukaryota, Viridiplantae, Streptophyta, Magnoliopsida, Rosales, Rosaceae. The record is from RefSeq and is a predicted model, not a curated record. Bases 57 to 323 code for a protein of 88 amino acids. The transcript is spliced from 4 exons.